This is a messenger RNA of Caenorhabditis elegans, 1653 nucleotides long. It is a transcript of the gene T07G12.4, whose product is annotated as Solute carrier family 23 member 2. The transcript is spliced from 7 exons. Bases 1 to 1653 code for a protein of 550 amino acids. The record is from RefSeq and is marked reviewed. Gene Ontology annotation, biological process: transmembrane transport. Gene Ontology annotation, molecular function: transmembrane transporter activity. Gene Ontology annotation, cellular component: membrane. NCBI's taxonomy places the organism in Eukaryota, Metazoa, Nematoda, Chromadorea, Rhabditida, Rhabditidae.
AUGACCAGAAAAUCAAGAGAAACUUCUGAUCUUUAUUAUUAUGUCAAUGAUAUCCCAAAUAUCUCUGCAAUAUUUUUCUAUGGUUUUCAACAGAUGCUCGUAUGCAUUUCAGCUUUACUGAUUACACCUUAUCUUGUUUCCAAUUUAUUAUGUGCUGGAGUUGAAACAACUGCGGUCAGAGUUCAACUAAUUUCUGCAACUUUUAUCACAGGUGGAAUAGCAACUAUUCUACAGUCUACAUUUGGGCUUAGACUUGCUAUUCUUCAUGGACCCUCUGCCGCGUUCUUUCCUGCUCUACAUACAUUUGGAGAUCUUUAUCCAUGCAAUUCUGAUACUGAUACUACACAAUGGAGGGAAAGACUGCAAUUGAUUUCCGGAUCACUAUUUGCGGCAGUACUAAUCAUGCCCUUUCUGGGGUUGACUGGAAUGGUUGGAAGAAUGGCUAAACAUAUUGGUCCAAUUACAAUUGUACCUAUGUUAAUUCUACUUUGCAUUGGAGUGAUUCCCGAUAUUGAACAUAAAGUCUCACUUCACUGGAUAUCUAUUAUCGAAAUUCUAAUUCUUAUUGCUUUUGUGGUGUUAUUGGAAGAAUAUGAAGUACCCAUCCCAGCUUUUUCCAUGGAACAGAAGAAAUUCAACACCAUGAAAAUAAAACUGUUCAGCCAGUUUCCGUAUCUCUUGGGAAUAAUGAUAGCCUGGUUUGCGUGUUGGAUACUUACAAUUUCUGAUCUAGAGCCAUAUGGAAGUUCUGCAAGAACUGAUCGGAAUGACAGUUUAUUUGUAUUAGAAAAUACUCCAUGGAUUCAAAUUCAAUACCCUCUUCAGUUCGGAUUCCCCAGAUUGAGUGCUCCAUUGGUGAUUGCAUUUACUGCUUCAAUGUUAGCAGCAAUGAUAGAAAGUAUUGGAAGUUAUGGAAUAUGUGCUCGAAUUUGUCAGCAAGGGAGUCCUCCAUCUUCAAGUAUGAAUCGGGCAUUUGUUGUAGAAGGUUUUGGAAGUAUGUUAGCAGCAUUAAUGGGAGUUGGAACUGGUGUUACAACUUAUUCAGAGAAUAUUGCAAUUAUGCAAGUCACAAAAGUAACCAGUCGAAUAACAAUGCAAUGUGCCGGAGUAAUUCUAAUUUUAAUGGGUAUUUUCUCGAAAUUCGCUGCAUUUCUUGCAAUGAUACCUGAAGCUAUAAUUGGAGGAGUAUUAACUGCUGGAAUGAGUAUGAUUUGUGGAGUUGCAUUUUCAAAUUUACAAUCAGUUGAUCUACGGCUUUCAAGAAACUUGACAAUAAUUGGACUUUCAAUUAUUCUUGGAUGCACAAUUCCAGCUCACUUUGAGAAAUCACCUCUUCAUAGUGGAAAUAAGACAAUUGAUGACAUUUUUGGAACAUUAUUAAAAAUGAGAAUGCUUGUUGGAGGAUUAAUUGCAUUUUGUUUAGAUAUUAUUGCUAGUGGAGCAACAAGAAAGCAAAGAGGAUUUGAAGAUAAGUUAGAGAAGAUUGAAAUAUCAGUGGAAAAGAAUGGAUUCGCAUUGUCUUCAUUUGCAAAUCAGACUAUUUUGAAAAUUCCAUCUCUUACAAAACUUCCAAUUGUUCCUUCUGAAAAGUCAAUAAGGAGAAUAGAAGAAUUAAGAAUGAAAGUAAUUGACCAUAAGAUUGUAAGUCAAUAA